Molecule: messenger RNA, 3129 nt
Organism: Vitis vinifera (wine grape)
Lineage: Eukaryota; Viridiplantae; Streptophyta; Magnoliopsida; Vitales; Vitaceae
Product: plastid division protein CDP1, chloroplastic
Exons: 12
Coding region: 261-2735 (824 amino acids)
Biological process (GO): chloroplast fission
Cellular component (GO): chloroplast inner membrane
Source: RefSeq, a predicted model, not a curated record
CAAGAGCUUACUUAAUUCUUAUUUUACAUUUUCUUACCGUUUCUUAGGUUUUAGCUUCUGAUUUAUUCUUUUCUUGGGUAUGAAGGUGUGGAAAGCUACAACUGAAAACUGAAGUCUAGCUUUUUCUUCUCGGAUUCUAACCAAACAAACAUGCCUUCAUCUUCUUCUUCUCCAGCUCCUCCUCCUCCAAAUCACAUUUUCCUCAGUCCCCAAAUUCCAUUUUUUAUUUGACCAGAAAGUCAAAAAAAAAAAAAAAAAAAAUGUCGAUGGCUUCCAGUUCCGGUUGCAUCGUUCUUGUCGGAACCACCUCCGCUGUGGAAUCAUCCUCCGCCGGCUUCGGCGGUUGUUCUUCUCCUGUCGUUCUUCAAUUUGAUGUCGCUUUGGGUGGAAGCAAUGGUGGCGGUUUGAGUAGGGUUUGUAGGGUUCGAAUCGGGGUCCGGUCAGGGAGGCGAUGGAGAUCGCGGGCGAUUCGUGAGUUGCAUCAGCAGAAGAAUCAGAUUCAUGGUGGCCCUGGUAAUGCAGCUCCGACCACCACUGUUGAAAUUCCGGUUUCUUGUUACCAGAUUGUUGGUGUUCCUGAUCAAGCAGAAAAAGAUGAGAUUGUUAAGUCAGUGAUGGUACUGAAAAAUGCUGAGGUUGAGGAAGGCUAUACAAUGGAGACCGUUAUGUCACGCCAGGAUCUUUUAAUGGAUGUGAGGGAUAAACUUCUUUUUGAACCAGAAUAUGCCGGUAAUGUGAAGGAGAAGAUCCCACCUAAAUCUGCCCUUCGAAUUCCGUGGGCUUGGUUGCCUGGAGCUCUUUGCCUCCUUCAAGAGGUUGGAGAAGAGAAACUUGUGCUGGAUAUUGGCCGAAGAGCACUCCAGCAUCCAGAUGCUAAGCCAUAUAUUCAUGAUUUGAUUCUAUCUAUGGCACUAGCAGAGUGUGCAAUUGCAAAGAUUGGUUUCGAGAAGAACAAAGUAUCUUAUGGAUUUGAAGCUCUUGCUCGUGCUCAGUGUCUUCUUAGGAGCAAAAUGUCUCUUGGGAAAAUGGCAUUGUUAUCUCAGAUAGAAGAAUCUUUGGAGGAGCUUGCACCUGCUUGCACAUUGGAAUUGCUAGGCAUGCCUUACAUACCUGAAAAUACUGAACGGAGACGGGGAGCAAUUGCAGCCCUGUGUGAAUUGCUCAGGCAGGGUCUUGAUGUAGAAACUUCAUGCCAAGUCCAAGAUUGGCCAUGCUUCUUGAGCCGGGCACUCAACAGGCUCAUGGUCAUGGAAAUAAUUGAUCUUCUUCCAUGGGAUAAUUUAGCCGUUACACGGAAGAAUAAAAAAUCACUUGAAUCUCAGAAUCAAAGGGUUGUAAUUGAUUUUAAUUGUUUCUACAUGGUGUUAAUCGCUCAUAUUGCUCUUGGGUUUUCAAGCAAACAAGCAGAUUUGAUCAACAAAGCAAAAGUGAUAUGCGAAUGUUUGAUAGCUUCAGAUGGCGUUGAUCUAAAAUUUGAGGAAGCCUUUUGCUCAUUCCUUCUUGGACAGGGUGAUCAAGCAGAGGCUGUUGAAAGGCUUCGGCAGCUUGAAUCUGGUUCAAAUACUGCUUCACGAAAUUCAAUUCCAGGAAAGGAAAUUAAAGAUUCUUCCAAUGCAAACCCAUCAUUGGAGUUGUGGUUGAAGGAGGCUGUGCUUAGUGUUUUUCCUGAUACACGAGAUUGUUCUCCGUCUUUGGCCAGUUUUUUUGGUGCUGAAAAAAGAACUCCUCGGAACAGGCAAACUAAAGGAGCCCUACUGACCGUUCCUAGUGUAAACCACAGACCAAUAUCUACUGCUCUUGCAUCUGAUCGGAGAGAUAUUGAGGAACCUCUUUCAUAUAAGAACUCUUCUCGACAUCUUGGGUCAGCUGUAAAGCAGUUGGCUCCAGCUGAUUUGCAAAGCCCUUUAAUAUUGGGCAAGAAUGGUAAUGAAAGUGAUAUUAACCCACCAUCUGUUCAACUGAAAAGAAAUCUUGGGGCAUACCAUAGUAAAGUGUGGGAAAAUUGGUUGACCACUAGAGAUGUAGUUGGAAGGGUAACCUUUGUAACAGUAUUAGGGUGUGUUGUACUCAUGACCUUUAAGCUCUCAGGUCUGAAGUUUGGGAGAAUGAGGACUACAUCUAGAUUGGCCUCCCACAAAUCAAUUGUGGAGACAAGUUCUCUUGCCCGGACAACGGAUCCUUCUCUAGAUUGCAGAAGUAGCAUCACUUACAAACUCAAGAAGCUGCUGGUGAAGGUUACAAAGCAACUCAGGAACCGCUCAGAUGGUGGGAACCUGCAAAGUUCAGGCCUUGCUGCCAAUCUAUCAUCCUCCAUGGCAGCAGUGGACAGGAGUCCAAUGCCUAUGCAAGAAGCUGAGAUGCUUGUCAAGCAAUGGCAAGCCGCUAAAGCUCAAGCUCUUGGUCCUAGCCAUCAGAUUGAUAGCCUGUCUGAAGUCCUUGAUGAUUCAAUGCUGGUUCAGUGGCAAGCUCUAGCUGAUGCAGCAAGACUUAAGUCUUGUUUCUGGAGAUUUGUUUUACUGCAAUUGUCUGUUAUUCGGGCUGAUAUUUUAUCAGAUAGCACUGGCAUUGAGAUGGCAGAAAUAGAGGCUCUCCUAGAAGAAGCAGCAGAGCUUGUUGAUGAAUCUCAGCCAAAGAACCCGAAUUAUUACAGCACAUAUAAAGUCCGUUAUCUUCUGAGACGACAAGAUGAUGGUUCAUGGAGAUUUUGUGAAGGCGAUAUUCAAAUACCAUGCUGAUAUUCAACCAAGUUCUGGGAUAAAAUUAGCCGACCCAUCAGGACUUGCACCUGCUAAACUGCUUCCUCCCAUCUUCAUUCUUCUCUUAUGGAGACAACCCAGAAACUGAAACUGGAUCCCAACUGCAGGUGGGCAAUGAUGCAUUUCUUUUGACCUGGAAAUUGAAACUGGGUUCCGAGUAUACGAGAGCAGUGAUUCAUUUCUGGGUAGGGCAUUCUCUAUUUUAAUGCAGAUACGGGGCAGUGUUGAUUUUAUGAUAUGAUGGUGCUGUAUAAGGGAAUUGAAUUGUAGCUGAGAUUGGAUUUGUUCCUCCAUUUUAUAAUCAACAGCUUCAGAAUUCUACUGUUGAGACCGCUUGAGGAAAAUAAUUUAAACCUUGUCCUGGAUGUAGUAA